AACGUUUUGAUGCUUGAAGGGUUUGUCGCCAUAGUAGGGGGGUUGGACCAACCUGAAGAGAAGAGAGAGAGAGAGAGAGAGAGAGCGACAAUAGGCAAUGGCGAACGAAGGGGACAUUCUAAUGCUCGAAGCUCCUCCUGCUUCUGAACAGCAGUCCUACCGGUCCAUCGGCGCUGAAAUCAUCGACUCGUUGCCGUACAUCGACGACGACUACGGCGACCCCAGAGUGAAGGCAGAGGUGGACCGAUUGGUCGAAGACGAGAUGCGUCGCAGCUCUAAGAAACCCUCCGAUUUCCUCAAGGACCUCCCUUCCCUUCCCAAGUCCCAAUUCCAGAAUCAUCCAAUGCUUGCCAGAGAGUAUGAGCGGGUAAGAGCUGGGAAACCUCCAAUGCCACUUGAUAUGUCGCGUUAUGGACUUGAAGCACCGUCUAUGAACAAAAGGAAUGAUGAAUCUUCUUGGAAGCAGGCACUGCAGAAAGCUCAACGCUUGCUGCAGCAUCAAGUAAUCAGGCUAGAAAAUCUCGACCUAAUGUCAAAACAUGGUGUUGAUGUCUGGAAACUACACAACCAACGAUUGGAGGCAUUCCUGUCCAGAAUGCAAGCACAAGCACUAGAACUCAAUGAAAAGAUAGAAGUCGUUAACCGUGAAAGGAAAUAUCAUCAGCAAACCACAGCGUAUGAGCUAAAUGCAUUAUCUGCUCAAUGGAAGGAACUUUGUGAAAAAAAUAUACAAAUCCAAGCUGCCUGUGCUAAAAUUGAAAAUCAUAUUGGAGAAAUGAAGGCACAAGCUGCAGAGAGGGGCUGGAAUUUGGAGACUAAUAUGGAGAAUUUAUCAUUGCAUCAAGAACAGUAACAUAGAAUGAUGGUCAAGCUAGACUCGUUCUCCCCCGUUUCUCAGUUCUUCAUGCAAGGUUGCCUAUUUUAACAGUAAAUGGGAUCUUUCACAGUUCACCGAAGGUUGGGAAGAUUGGAGGAAGGAAGGAAGUUACUAUGGUGGUGUGAAGGAAUCAGGUGUUUGUGUAGUGAGUGUUCAUCCCCUCCGUUCUACAGCCUUAGUUACUAGCAACUCCAGGCUAUACCUGGCCAAUUACAUAAGGAUUAACUGCAGGAUUGUUCCUCCCGCAUUAGUUGUUUCUUUAUUGAAUUUGAUUCUUCCACUGUGCUGAGAAUUCCAUGCUCUUCGCGGAUCUAUGAGGAGAAUGAGCGCAUCGUGUUUGUUUAUGUUCGACCUCCAAGCAUAUUGGGAGUCAUGUAUUUGCUGGUAUUUUUGAUGUAUUGGAUUAUGUUUUACAAGCUAUGUGAACGGAAAAAAAAAGAUUUACUUUUUCCUUUACCAGGUCAAAA
Messenger RNA from Rhododendron vialii, 1344 nucleotides. RefSeq names its product pre-mRNA-splicing factor SPF27 homolog. The record is from RefSeq and is a predicted model, not a curated record. The coding region runs from base 98 to 853 and encodes 251 amino acids. Gene Ontology annotation, biological process: mRNA processing. NCBI's taxonomy places the organism in Eukaryota, Viridiplantae, Streptophyta, Magnoliopsida, Ericales, Ericaceae. The transcript has 7 exons. Gene Ontology annotation, cellular component: Prp19 complex; precatalytic spliceosome; catalytic step 2 spliceosome.